GGGUAUACAGGGUAUACAGGGUAUACAGGGUAUACAGGGUAUACAGGGUAUACAGGGUAUACACAGGGUAUACAGGGUAUACAGGUAUACAGGGUAUACAGGGUAUACAGGGUAUACAGGGUAUACAGGGUAUACAGGGUAUACAGGUAUACAGGGU
Messenger RNA from Porites lobata, 157 nucleotides. NCBI's taxonomy places the organism in Eukaryota, Metazoa, Cnidaria, Anthozoa, Scleractinia, Poritidae. The record is from the annotation of a GenBank genome assembly.